AAGUUCUUUGCUUUGGCUGGAGUGAAGUUCGCAAGAAGUCUUCUUCACCUGACACCUCUGCAGCUGUUCCAUGCGGGCCGUCCACUGUGCAUCCAGAGUGGUCUCGCGCACCCCGCUCGCGAUUGCGGAAUCGGCGCCAUCAGCAGCGAACAUGGCUGCGAUGCGUCCCAUGUUGAGCACACGCACUGGCGCAAACGCUGCCGGAGAGUCACACGAGGUCGUCGUCGAGCGACGGCGGUUUGUGUCUUCGCGGCAGUACUCGACCUCAAUGUCGUCGCUGCGGGCCACUGCCACUGCCACUGCCACUGCCACUGCUUCAAAGCAUGCACCCAAGAUGCAAGUCCGCACACCUACAGACGCGCCAAGGAGAGCCAGCGCUGGCCCGAGUGGUGGCGAAACCCACCAUCGCAGGUUGGUAGCGCCAAGCAACGCGCCAUCACCGGCAAGGCAUGAUGGCAAGAAGACCCACUCGGAACUCGCACAAGGUCGCCAGACUACCACUGGAGCACCUGCCGCCAAGCAUCAGGAAGCACCUUCGACUGUAGUGCCACGGUGGUCGACCAUCUUUGAGCGAAUCGCCCUCGCAGAACAUCUGCCACCUGCCAGUCCCGCGCAAACGACCGGUACGCCGAUGCCGAUACCUGCGUUGCAUAGCCGUUCAAUGCAGCAAGUUUCGCGUGACUCUCGAGGCGCGGUAACAAGCAACCAGAAAGAGAUUGCUCGACUCGUGGUAGCUCUCGAUGAUGGGCUUGCAGCCGUCGGUGCUGUCUUGGCUGAUUGCCCAAAGCUGUCCAUCCAUCAUGUGCGCCUGGCCUUCAAAGCAUGCAGUGUGUAUGAUGGGGUGUGGGAAGCAGUGGCUAUGCUGGAGCGGUUUUGCCUUGGUUCUCCGCUGCCGAGCAGGGCGGCCACUCUCAGUCCCCCUGCAUCGCUGACGCCAGGAUUUCCGGGAUGGCUUUCCAGGCAGCUCGCCGAGGAUGAGAUCCAAGCGGCUGGCGGGCUGUUGCGCUUGACCUCGGACAUCACGUCGCCUCUCAUCCCGAUGCUGCUGAACCAGCGUUCAAACCCGAUCUUCUUGGACAUUUUGCGAGUCGUCGAGCAGCAACAGACUGAGAUUCGACCCGUUACCGAGCUUCGGCUUUGCGCCGCGGCACUGCAAGGUGGCCAGAUUGAGCCAGUGUUGCAACGACUGUCGCACAGCAACUCGACGUCCGCCAUUACCAGCAACCCCAGCUUCCUCCCGCUCCUGUUCGAAGGCUUACCUCGCUCGAAGGCACUUGCUGCUCGACAGUCCACCACUAUCGGACUGUGGACAUGGGCAGUUGCUUCCUUGGCCCGAAGCUCUAUCGCUCUCACCGCCGAAGGAGCGCAGGCGAUUUUGAACUAUGUGCGGUGGAUGAGUGAGUCACCUGAGAUUGGACAAGAUUGGAGCGCCUCCACCGCUCACAGCGACGCGACCAGUUUCUCCUGCAGUAGCUGUGGCCAUUCGCUGGUCAACCAACCACCUUCGAGCGCCGUCUUACACAAGCUGGUCGAGGCGUUUACUGCAGUGUACCAAACGCGCUCCAAUUUGACCCAAACCUUGCUUCGCCUCGAACGAUUUGUCCGCCAGAACGGCCCGUUCGACAUGGUUGUCGAUUCGUCCAACGUGUGUCACUAUUACCAAUCUCUGCGCUUCUGUCCUUCCGUGCUGACUCGCGUGUUGGCGGAAGUCCCGGCGUCCACUCGGGUGCUCAUCAUCUCCGCAAGACCAACGCGGUUUGAAAACCUCUCCUCGAACAUGCAUACAUUCGUCUCGGAGGCCUACGACGAUGCGAGCAUCAUUUUGGGGACGCUGCAUUGCCAACUCGCGUUUCCAGAUCACCCCGUAACCAUCCUCUCGAAUGACUUGCUGCGCGACCACUAUGCCCGGCUCAACGGCGACCUUGCCAUUGCUUUUGCCAAGUGGUGCGACCUUGUUCGCGUGGGCUUCUCCAUCCGGCACCCGAACGCUGCGCAACCCACGCAGGCGAAAAUGGCGUCGGCAGCGUUCCUCAGCCAGCUCUCCAACGCCUCGGUCUCGCUUCUCCACCCGCCCUCCAUUCGACCCUUCCCUCAGCACUCCAAGCAUCCAGACGGAAGUUCAAGCUGGCAUUUGCCUUUCCAAGACGAAGCAGCCGAAGAUGCUCCCAGUCCCCUGAAAUGGCUCUGUGUUCGCUCGCGAGAAGGCCAAAGCUCAUCUGCGUGAUGCGUGGUGCUGUCAUUCAUUUAUUUAUUUUGCAAACAAAGUCAUUCGCAAAGCA
Molecule: messenger RNA, 2279 nt
Organism: Capsaspora owczarzaki ATCC 30864
Lineage: Eukaryota; Filasterea; Ministeriida; Capsasporidae
Exons: 4
Coding region: 71-2224 (717 amino acids)
Biological process (GO): tRNA 5'-leader removal
Molecular function (GO): ribonuclease P activity
Source: RefSeq, a predicted model, not a curated record